GCCUGCUCGUGGCCGGGCGGGGCGCGUCCGCGAUGGCGCCGCCGGUGUCGGAGCGCUCCGGUGGGGCCGGGCCCGUGCUGCGCUCCGUCAACACGCGGGAGCUCUCCGAGGUCAUGUUCAACAACCACAGCCCCCGCUGCGUGCUGCCCGUCUGGCUGGACUUCGAGGGCCGGCCGCGCUGCUACCCGGUCCUGCAGCCGCGCAGCGGGCGCGUCAUGCACAGCUACCGGGGGCACCUCUGGCUGUUCCGGGAUGCAGGGACCAAUGACGGGCUGCUCGUCAACCAGCAGGAGCUGUUCGUGGCAGCCCCCAAUGUGACCAAAGCUGACAUCACACUGCCAGUGUUCACCCUGAAGGAGAGGUGUCUGCAGGUGGUGCGCAGUCUGGUCAGCCCAAUGGACUACAGGAAACUGGACAUUGUCCAGUCGUUAUACGAAGAGCUGGAGGAUCAUCCCGACAUUUGGAAGGAUCUUCGCCGGCUUUCUCUGGAGAAGAAUGAAGCACUGAGGAACUAAAUUGUGGACUAACAGGAUUACUCACCUCAGACUCCUCAUUACAAACCACUGAGUCUGAGCAAGAGUCGCCAGGAAACACACCAAGAACUGAUGCCUCUGUUUAACGUUUUGAAACAUAAACUAAGUAACUUUGGUGACACAACAGCACUGGGAAGCAUGCUGGGUUCUGAUGGUUCACUUCAUUUCUUCUUUGUAGGUUUUGCAAACUGUAGGGUAAGAUCAGUGCAGCUAAAUGGAAAAUAUUCAUACAAAGUAACUUUCAUUGCAUUAGAAAGCAAAUUAUACCAAGGAUUAAUUUAGCCCAGACUAAUGGUUGUGUCAUCACUUUUGCUUGAGUCAUUUGUUUUGAUGGAAUUUCCCUUUCACACGUUGCCUCAAUGUGCCUGUGGGUCACAGAGCAUGAGGGGUUUGGUUUGUACAUGAGGGUUUCCAGCAGUGCCUGAGGGUCUGACAAACAUUAUUACAUUGGUGGAAGGAUGAUGUGUAAAUGCUUGCAGGUUAUUCUUUCUCUUACCUGUCCAUGUACAAAGCCAUGUCCUAUCUGCUCUAGGUCUGACAUGUUUUCACUGUCAUCAUACCUCAAAUGCCUUAUUUGCCUUUGUCAUAGGAUUCUUGCCUAGCUGAUCUCAGCCACACAGACCAGACCCUCAUUUUGGAACACCUUUGUCCCCCACAGCUGCUUCCCCAGCAGCCUGUACAGGGUUCACAGGAGGUAGAUGCUUUAAGUUCUGUCUUUUCCCCUCGCAGUGCUGUAGUCCAAGUUGUAGUAGGAGGCCUUUUCAGGGAGCGUGGGCCUCUUGAGCUGCCUGUGUCUUCUCAGGACCAGUGGGAGCUGUAUUGGCUCGCACAGCCAGCUCACAAACAGGGCCAUGCUUACUGGCAGGCUGGAGAUGGAGAGAUAAUAUUUCUUUGCCUGUAUUCUGUUCCCCACUUCUCAGUGGAAUGUGCUCUGGUGUGAACACAGAGAGUUCAAAGCAGCAUAGUUUAGUGUUACAUGAUUUAAUUGUCCAUCAAGCAAAAUGUGGUGCAGCUCGGGUUAGAAGCAGAUUGGUUGGAGAUUGAUUACAGCAGGUUAUUUCUGUGAAUAUGUUUCCCUCCAGUUAUACAUUCUUAGAGUCUCAAUGUAUUUUGUAAGUAUGGAAUGUCUCCUUAUUUGUAAACUUAUUCAUCUUAUGUAUUUGAAGAAAUUUAUCUUUGCCAUAAAAAUGGAAAUGCA
Lonchura striata (white-rumped munia) is the source of this 1731-nucleotide messenger RNA. RefSeq names its product von Hippel-Lindau tumor suppressor (gene VHL). The record is from RefSeq and is a predicted model, not a curated record. NCBI's taxonomy places the organism in Eukaryota, Metazoa, Chordata, Aves, Passeriformes, Estrildidae.